This is a messenger RNA of Stylophora pistillata, 2374 nucleotides long. RefSeq lists its product as uncharacterized. The record is from RefSeq and is a predicted model, not a curated record. NCBI's taxonomy places the organism in Eukaryota, Metazoa, Cnidaria, Anthozoa, Scleractinia, Pocilloporidae.
CCUUAACAUCUCAAGUUUGCAAGGUCGGAUGUCCUCAAGUUUUACAUUUAGGAUGGAGGAUUCUAAUCAAGUCAUUGCUGUUUGUAUGUUACUGGCGGCGAUCAGCUGCAUUUUGCGCGCGCGUGAAUGCAUCCCUGUGCACGGAUACGAGAGCUGCGCGUGCUAUUUUCCCGGAGUUAAUGAUACUUGGAAAUAUGUCAACCUUCUUCCAUUGAAGAUAAAUUCUUCUUCGCCAAGGUUUACCAGUAUGACAGAAAAGGAUUGGUACAUAUCUUAUAGCCCCUGUGGUGAAUUCAGUGAGUUUGUAGGGGAAAACAGUACAAGAACCAUCUCUUGUUCAAAAAUUUCAGUCGCCAGGUGGACUAACUCAUCUGCUCACCAGUGUGAUAGUUUGGGUGAUGAGGCCAAUGGAAAAUUUGAAAUGGAUAAUCAAGAUGAAUUUGUCAAGUCAAAUCUUACUCUUAAAUUCAAGGAUGAGAAAAGUGGACAUGGGGCUGUGAUAUCAUUGAUUUGCAAUAACUCUUUACCACAAAAUGAGACUUUCUUUGAAUAUAUUGGCACCAGUUAUGUCCCAGUGGAUACCUACGUAUUGUACUGAAGGCCUAGAAGCACCUAGAAACAACCUGACAGUAGGAAGGUAUGAAGAUGUAAUAAAAAUCAUUAAGACCUCUACUUAUGCUUCAUCUUCUUCCAGCAAGACAAGAGGUGGCUUCACUGAAACAGGCUCCCACAUGUUGUCUUCCGAUGAGGUUUCAGAUGGUGCCCCAAAUCCAUGGAAACAUACCACUUCAUUAGGGGAUGGUGGGCUUUCAUCACAAUCAAGCAGCGACAAUGUUGCCUGGUCCACAGUUUCAAUCAGCAAUGCAGGAUCGAGGCCCAUGCUGCCAACCAAAGAAAGGAUGAAAUACUUUGGGGUCAAACUGAGUGACCCCACCCAGUUAUACACAGUUCCUACAUGGCCCCUCUUUGGAAAUUUGCGUGUUAUAACACCCAGUGUUAUAUGUCUCACCGAUACUUUCACAUACAGUUCACUUAUGUCAAGCUCAACUGGCACCCUCAUUUCUCUUGCUUCACGCAGACUUUCUUGAAUUGCAAAUUCUUCUUGGCAAUGAAGAAGCUCUUCCUUUUUUGCUUGUUCUUUCUCUUGAUGUUUUCUCAAAGAAUCCAGAUAUUCUUUGUCCUGAUCUUCCAUGGAUGAAUUUCUUUCAUCAGAGGUACCAAGCAAACCGUUAGAAACUGUCUCCUGUCUAUUGUCAAAAACUGGUUUUGAUAUUUCACUAUCAUUGUCAUCGAUGGUCCUGUUCAAGAGGUAAAGUCUAAAUUUGGUAAGUUUGUACUUAGCAAUAUACUUUGCCAGUGUGAACUGCUCCUCUACCUCUUCGCCUUUAAAAGUUUCCAACUUUAAAUGUCAUUAUAUCUGCAUCACCAAGUGUGGACAUCCCAUCGGGGAAAUAAACCUUUUUCAUUAUGUUCAGCACCCCUACAUAGGAACUUUCAAUUGGAACAGAAAUUUCCCUUAUUCCUCCUCCCUUUAUAAGUCGUACACUGACAUAUCGCUUUUCAUUCUCAAUAUAUUGCUGCCACCCAAUCUGGAUCUUUUUAAAAGUCUGGGUCUUUUAUCAAGGUGGUGAUCGAGGGUAAUCAUCUGAUGGAAAAAACGUUCCCUUGCUAGAAGCUGCCUUGGAUUUUCUGGAAGUUGUACCAAGUAGAUGGAUUAGUUUCAGAAGUUUGGAUUUUCGCUCUUCUUUUUCCUUGUCUGUACUUGGAACAAAUGAUCUCAGUGCAAGUAUAUCGCCCCCGGCGAACCAAACCAAGGGCUAGGAAAUCUCCAUCUGUUGCCAUCCUCACAACUGUAAAGUCCAUCUGUAGUAAGGAAAAAUGAGUUUACCAAAGAGAAUACUAUGGAUUCAAACCAGUCCAGUAAAAUAUGACUAAAUAUGCCACUUGAGGUGUAAUACGAAUAUGUAAACUAUGAAAAAAAUACAUAAAAUGCAUGCGGGUCCUAUAGGUAUAUAUUCCAAGGUAAGAAACACAAUAAGGAAAAAUUAAUAAAGGCAACAGAUACAUAUAGAAUAAUGCAGGGAUGUAUGGAAUUUCUCUUCAAGUGCUCAACUCAAUAUAUCACGUAGCAAACAAAUAAGAUCUUGAGGUUAUAUGGAAUUUCUCAGCAAUUGUUCAACUUAAUAUAUCGUGCAGCAAACAAGUAAGAUCUUGAGUUGAAUACAAGAAGAGAAAUUCCAUGUCUGGAAGCAAGAUUCGCCGUAUAUCAUGUUCAACAUGAACAUGUACAUGCCAUAUAUCAGGCCUAACAUUUGCCAUACAUCAUGUUCAUCUACUUUGGGAUGUUACAUGAAUUAGUAGGUAAAGGACUACA